GGUAGCUUCGCGCCUUUUUUGCCCUUGGCUUGACUUUGGGUAUUUUUCCAGAAUUUUCACUAGAUUUUCACAAAGUUUACCAGUGAAAUCACAAGCCAAGACCCUUUCAAGAUCCUUUGCAAACAAAUUUAAGUUUGAAAUGUGUUAAUCAGAUAAAAAGAGUGAAAAAUAGUAACCAUAGUGGAAAAAUGUAAACAAAAUGAAAAGUGCUUCCGGGAAUCUAUUUUCCAGGGCUUCUGGAAUGAAUCGUGGCUGAAUUGGCUUCUCUUGCCCCACAUAGUGUACUUUUAGUGUACAAAAAGUAAUGCUUAAGAAGAAGGAAUGGUGCAAAAGGAAAGUAUAUUUUGACUUGGUGUUCCUUCCGGAAGAGAAAGCUCCCUAGCGAAUACAAGAAACACCUUCAUUGCGUCCGGGAGCUAGUAGGAGUCAUGUGUAGGAUAUCUCUGGACAAGCUGAAAAGAAAAUGAUCCAGUAAUGAAAGCGCCAGCUCCAAAAUAUGAAGGAGCUACUAAAGACCAUUUUCAGUACUUUUCAAGCUGAUUUGGUGGUCGUUCAGGAAAUGGGAUACAUAGAUCGAAUUAUUCACUUCUUUGUAGUGAAUCAAGAUCCCCGCACCAAAGAUUGGUUCCUGUCUGGUUCGGUGGGACCACUUUUCACAAUAUUGGUCACCUACCUCUAUUUCUGUAUCUAUGCUGGGCCUCGAUUUAUGAAAGAUCGGAAGCCACUGCAACUGAAGAACACACUCAUUGUCUACAAUGCCAUCCAAGUGCUUCUCAGUGUUUGGCUCGUCUAUGAGGGCCUCGAGAGUGGCUGGCGGAAAUACUACAAUUUCCGAUGUCAACCAGUUGACUACAGCAAAAAUCCCAUCGCAAUGAGGAUGGCGCGUGCCGUAUGGGCUUACUACAUGUGCAAAUUGGUUGAGCUCCUGGACACGGUAUUCUUCGUUUUGAGGAAGAAACAGAACCAAAUCUCUUUCUUGCAUCUCUAUCAUCACACGCUUAUGCCAGUUUGUGCCUUCAUUGGCCUCAAAUACUUUGCCGGAGGACAUGGAACCCUCUUGGGGCUCAUAAACUCCUUCAUUCAUGUGAUAAUGUACAUGUACUACAUGCUGGCGGCGAUGGGGCCAGAGGUUCAGAAACAUCUGUGGUGGAAGAAAUACUUAACAACACUGCAAAUUAUUCAAUUCCUCAUCGUUUUCUGCCACACUAUCCAAGUUCAGUUCCAGCCAAACUGCAAUUUCCCCAAAAGCAUCGCUGCCCUGCUAACCAUCAAUGCUGGCCUCUUCACCUACAUGUUCAGCUCCUUCUACAUCAGAAACUACACAAAACGCCGCUCCAAGGAUGCCCUGGACGCCAAACGUCGGCAGCAGGAACUCAAUCACAAUGACGUGAGCAAAUGCUCGCUUGAGUUGAAUGGGAAGGCACAGCUUCAGGAAGAUUUCUACCCUACACCAGCUUCACCCAUCUACGAAACCCUCAAAAGAAAUGGUCACAUACCGGAUGUCAAGAAGAAGGCCUAACCAUUAGCACCUCAAUCUUUUGGGACUUUGCUUCUUAAGAAUUUCUUCGUCUAUGCUUUAGUGUAAGGGUAAAGAUUUUCAAUGUCGCUGUGAAAAGCUCUCUGUCUAAUUAGGAUUAAUUGCAAAUUUUGGCCAAGAUCGAAGAUGAACAGUCGAAUUGAUGCUAAAGAUUUUCCCAGCGAGCUUUAUAGUUAAUUUUCUUUUUUUUUUGACGGGAAAAUCCGGAGCUAUGUUUGCUCACUGUUUUUCUGAUAUUUAAGCGGAAUUGUAACAGAGUUUUUAUUUAAAGUGAAAAUAAUUAAAUAAAUAUUAUUUUUAGACAUGAUUUUUGGCGAGUUAUUCUUUCUUUUUUCAUACCGAAUACAGUUUUAUAAAAUUGAUAUGUUUCUAAUAAUACUUACAGAUUUGUCUCCUAUUCCUAUUAAAGGAAUAUGGGGAAAAUAUGCAGCGUUCGAGUUCGAAGCCAGAAUGUGUACAAAUAGCCUGAAAGCCUUCCGGUACUCCAUUAUAUUAAAACACAUUUAUGGUUGACUUUAACUAAAAUAGAUCGAUUUUUUUAUAUAAUAUAAAGGUUUCAGAAAAAAAGGAAAAUCCAACCAAAUUUUAUGGGAAAUGAAAAUUUUGAAUUAAUAAAAAUAUCUUUAGCUGCAUCGGUUUUUGCAACAUCUUUUAAAUUAAUUAUCUUAUAUUACUUUAAAUCAAAUAGGCUCAAGAUGUUUUAGACUAUUUCUAAAGCAUUUGUAGAGAUAUAAAAAUAUUCAAAACUUUGUUUACAUCUUGAUUCUGAAAUCAAAUCUUUGAAUAGAAUGUUAAAAGCAUUAAAAGCGUUGAAAGCUAUUUCAUUUUAUAAAAAAGUUCUUUAAUUUUAAUUCGUGAAAUUUCUAAAAGCUUUCACGACGAAACGUAAAAUAUCUUAAAAUUUAGAUUUUUCUAUCUUUUCUUAAAAAUUUGUCUAGCUAAACAGUCGUCUAUCGACAUCUUUCAUCGGUUAAAUCGCUAUCUUGAAUUAUUUAAGCUCAAAGGAUGCAAUUUUCACCCGGUUUGGUCUAUUAAUGAUAAUGAUUUUUUAAAAAUACCCUCUCCUUGAACUAAUUUCAAUUUCUAGAUGGUAUUAUGAUGAUUUUUAAACAAAUUUAAAGCGACAUUAAUUUUAUAUGCAUCCAAAGAAUUUAAAAAAAAAUGAAUAUAAAGCAAAGGUCCUUCUUGGGAGUUCGAGAAGCUCGUAAUGCCUCGGACGCUUUGCUACCUCUUCUUCCUAUGUUCUUAAGGUUCUUAAUGAAUUUGACCCAUGGUUCUUUUCAGGAAAUUUGAGGCAUUGAACUAGCUCUUAAAGUCUUAUUUUAUAAUGGGUCAAAUUAAUUGAAAACAUAUUGCAAAAAAUGACGUGUUUGAUCGAAGCUUAAUUCGUCCGAAGGUAGUGCGCUUUCCCCUAAAGCACUAUGAAAUUUCAUGUUAAGAUUUUAAAAUGAACUCAGUUGAUGAAAAGCUAAUCUUGACCCACAUAAAUUUGCUUCAAAUAUUGUAAAAUUAAUUAAUUAAAUUAGAAUAAUUUGAAUUAAGCAAUUUAACUUUAUAAAUUCUCUGAUAAAUAUCUAUUAGCACUAUUUUCUUGUAUUAAAUUGGAAGUUAAUUUUCAACCGCUUCAUUUUCAAUCGGGGGCACGGACCCAGGAUAUCCAGGGUAGCAGUCCACGCCAGUCGAUCCUCUCCCCUACUUCAGAGGAAAAUGUUCGCAAUCGAUCUCAAUCAAAUUUAUUUAAGCAACACUAAAAUUAUUUUAAAAGUAGAAGCAGCCGAAACAUACUGAAUUAAUGAAAAUUUGCUAUAAGUGAGGCCCAACUUUAGGGAAACGCGCUACCUUUGGACUACUCAAAUUUUGGGUAAUUCAAUUUUUUCUCUGUGUUCCUUACGGAUUUUACUCAUAGCUUUUUUUCUGAAAAUUUGAGGUAUUGGACUACUCUGAAAAAAAAAUGUUUUGUCAAACUAACAAGACAAGUUUGUAAAAAGGAUGUUCUUCCAUACAGAAUAUGGAAAAGUUUUGUCAAAUCGGCGGUCAACUGGAUCUUGUUAAAAGUUUGUGAAAAGGGUGUUUUACCAUAUAAAAUACAAGAAAAAGUUUUGUCAAAUUGGUAAAUAACAUCCUUUUGACAAAAUUUCAACAAAAUCCAUUUGUUCGUUUAACAAACUUUUUUUUUUUUUCAGAGUAGCUAUUACAAUAUCAUAUUAUAAUGAGCCAAAAUCAUUUAUAACACAUUUUGAAAAAAAAUUAAUUGUUCGAAGUAUAAUUCGUCCAAAGGUAGCGCGCUUUCCACUAGUCUUUUUCAAGAAAAAGAAGAAAAGUAAAAAAAAAGAAAAAAAAUCUUUCGUAAAAUUGUUGGUAAAUGUUUGUAGAUUUCCAGUCUGAAAAAAAUGUUUUGUUAAAUUAGCAAGACAAGUUUGUAAAAAGGAUGUUCUUCCAUACAGAAUAUGCAAAAGUUUUGUCAAAUCGGCGACCAACUGGAUUUUGUGAAAAGUUUGUCAAAGGGAGGUUUUUCCAUAUAAAAUAUUUAAAAAAAAGUUUUGUCAAACUGGUAAACAACAUCCUUUUGGCAAAGGACAAUGGGCAAAACGGUCCAACCUUUCGUCACGAAUGAAACUUAUAACAUCGAAUAGGUAUUGGCAAAGGUAACAACUUUUGUUCCGGGACCAACACCAAAAGUAUGUAGGAAAUGCACUAGAAUAUGAAACAUAUAAGAAUUGUAUAAUGCUUUUUUUGCAAAAUUCCCAUUAUACAAUAAUGGUUAAUCGUAUAUUGGCCGUUUUUAAGAAUAAUUUGUAAAGACUCAAAGAAAAUUUUCUUAGAACAAACCAUAUCUUUAUCUCUUCAUUUUCCCUGUAAUUUUCCAUAUCUUCCUUAUAAAUCUUUUAACAUCCUUCAAAUUCAUAAAAAAAAGGAUUAUAUCUAGGAAAAUGUCUCUUAUGCAGUGAUAUUCUUCUUGAAAAAAAGAGUUAAAAACUCUAAAGAUCGCAGGAUUGUAAAAGAAACCGUUAUUUAAAUAAUUUAAAUAAUAGAUUCGGAGAAAAAAUGUUUUAAUUAAUUAUACUGAGGACCUUUUGUUAAAAUUCUUUAGUAACGGUACCUUCAAAACCCUAUGAACUUCAGCAAUCCAAGCUCCUUUUUUAACGAGAAAAUUUCUCUAAAGACGAAAUAAGGAUGCAAUCGACGCAAUGCUUUUAAUGAAAUUAAAGAAUAUUCGAGGAUAUUUGAAGACAAUCUGGAUACAAGAAAAAUGGAAGAAUAGGGAUACGGUUUCUUUUAGGAAAAUAUUCCUUGAGAAAACGUCUUUUGGCGCCAAGAACUUACGGUAUGCCGUUAUUUAAGAAAAAGCAAGUUUCAUAAAAAUAAUCCUACCAAUUCCUUAAGAACCCUUACUUUAAAAUAUCUGAAAAAGUUGACGUGAUGGACCAUAGAUUUCUUCGGGUCAUAUGUUCAAGAUACACCAAGGACUCCGAAAAUACCUGUGAUUUGACAUUAAAUGCAAAAAGUUUUCGUUUUAUUGCCCUGUAAUGUGCGAUUGCUUAAAAACAUGGCUAGUUUGUUUGGGUGCUACCAGAUGAAAUAGUCAGAGGGAAAAUCUAAAAAUAUCUAUUUAAAGCUUCAGUCAUACAUCGACUUUGACCCGAAUUUCAUUAAGAUCGGUUAAGCCGUUUUCGAGUAAUAAAUUGUCAAAGUUGCGAAUUUUCAGAAGGAUAACAUUAAUUUAACGAGGAUUCACAGUCCUUUUUGACUUGGGUCUCGGUAAUUUUUAAGUCUUACACCAAUACCUACAAAAUGGGCCUAGUUCUAUCUAUGGCGAAGGGUUACAUUUCUGCCCUUUGUCCUUAGAGCAAGAUCUAUUUGUCCGUUAAAUAAGACAUUUUUUUCAGAGCACGGGACUUAUAAAAUCCUCGUAAAUCCUAUAACUCACAACCAAGUUCGUAAAAGUUUGUACUUUAUUAGAAACAUCGUUCGUGUCAUGUUUUCGUAUAUUUUUGUUUGUCUGACCAAACUUUUUGAACAAAUUACAAAAUUUGACGAACAUUUUUUUGUGUGUUCACGAACAUUUACUGACAAAUGUUUGUGAUAAGAUUAAAAAAAAUGUUCGUCAAGUGAUCACGCUGCAAGCAAUUUUCAUUUCCUGAAAAAAUGAAAACUUUUGCGAACUUGUUUGUCUACAAACAUUAACGAACAAUUUUCCGAAAUAUUUUUUUUCGUGUAGUACAAUUUCGCUACUCGAGAAUUGUAUUAAAAUUUCAAUUCAAAUUUCAGUCUAAUUGCACGGUUUCUCUGAAAAAAAAUUGUGUAAACGAUAUGUUUGUUAAAAAUUUGUCAAAAAAAUGUUUCAUUGCCAAUUUGACAAAACAUUUUAGUAUUUAAUUUGGAAAGAAUUUCAUUUGAAAAACUUUUUGGAAACAGCAUUAAAAACUUCCUUUUAGGAUAAUUUUCCAAUUAAUUAACAAACAAUAUACAAUUUUUGCGUAAAUUAAUCCUUAAAUUACUCAGAAAGAAAAGGCUUGUCAUAUGUCUGUUAAAGGUUCGCCAAAGGAAUGUUCUUUCUCAUCAAAUUAAAAAAAAAAACAUGUCAAAUUGCAAAGGAACAUCCCUUUGACAAAUUUUCAACAAAAUCUAGCUAAUUGUGUUACAAACCUUGUCUUUUAAAAUAAGUUAGACCCAACUUAACCUCAAAUUCGAUCCUCAAUUUCUCCUCCGAAUACGAAUAAAAAGGAACAUAAAAUAUCUCUAGAACAGUGAGCAAUCAAAACUCCUUAUCCUUUUAGAAAUUCAAGGUUCAUCUUCAUGGCAAAUAAAUCUGCAUUUUAGUUUUACGUUGUGAUAAGGUUAAGAAUAUUAAAAUAGUUUGUCCUCGGAGUCUCUUACUUGUAAAUUGUAAAUGAUUUCUGUAGUUAUAUUUACCUUUUUUUUUAGAACAAUGAAUAAUCGUGUAGGUUGAUUAAAUUGACCGCAAAAGGUCAAAUGGCAAGCCAAGAUGAUCACAAAGCACUAAAUAAAAGGAAUCAUUGUGACAUAAUUCAAGCUUAAUUUCCUGUAAUUGUAAUUUAUUGAGGAAUGUGCGUAUUCUAAAAAUAAAAGAACUUUUAAAAAAAAUAUCGU
This is a messenger RNA of Phlebotomus papatasi, 6649 nucleotides long. Its product is annotated as elongation of very long chain fatty acids protein 7-like. Lineage: Eukaryota; Metazoa; Arthropoda; Insecta; Diptera; Psychodidae. Gene Ontology annotation, cellular component: endoplasmic reticulum membrane. Gene Ontology annotation, molecular function: fatty acid elongase activity. Bases 497 to 1519 code for a protein of 340 amino acids. Gene Ontology annotation, biological process: sphingolipid biosynthetic process; very long-chain fatty acid biosynthetic process; fatty acid elongation, saturated fatty acid. The record is from RefSeq and is a predicted model, not a curated record. The transcript has 7 exons.